Molecule: messenger RNA, 1638 nt
Organism: Cucumis sativus (cucumber)
Lineage: Eukaryota; Viridiplantae; Streptophyta; Magnoliopsida; Cucurbitales; Cucurbitaceae
Product: acetylornithine deacetylase
Exons: 10
Coding region: 82-1383 (433 amino acids)
Molecular function (GO): hydrolase activity
Source: RefSeq, a predicted model, not a curated record
CAAUGUGUAAUCCCUCUUCAUCUGUGUAAGCAUAUCUUUCUUGUUUGAAAAAUUACCCUACACUUUUUAAUUCACACAGCCAUGAGUUCCUCCAUUCAAGACAUUCUGGGUGAGCUCAACAGGGAUUCCUAUAUUUCUUUACUAUCCAAGCUAAUUGGUGAGUCGGAGUUCGUCCAGAACAACCCCCCCCACCUCAUCCCUCAGGAGGAUAAGGUCGGGAAACAUGUCCUCGAUGUUCUUAAUCCGCAUAGAAACAUCUUGAAUAUCACUCGCGUUAGCUAUGACGAAAAGGAUCAGCGUGGACAUUUGAUUAUUAAGUACCCAGGAACUAUUCCCGGCAAGGUUGUCUCCUUUGUUGGAAGUCACAUGGAUGUCGUCCCUGCCGAUCCCAACGCUUGGAACUUCAAUCCAUUCUCAUUGAGUAUUGAUGGGGAUAAACUUCGAGGUCGAGGAACGACAGAUUGUUUGGGACAUGUUGCUUUAUUAACUCAACUCAUGUUGAAACUUGCACAAACUAAACCAAUACUGAAGUCAUCUGUUGUAGUUAUGUUUAUUGUCUCUGAAGAAAACAAUUCAAUCCCAAACAUUGGAGUUGAACGACUUUAUGCUGAUGGAUACUUUGAUAUAUUACAAGGAGGCCCUUUAUAUUGGGUUGAUACAGCAGAUUCACAACCUUGUAUUGGUACCGGUGGUUCCUUAACUUGGACUAUUAACACAAAAGGAAAACUUUUUCACAGUGGUAUGCCAGACAAGGCUAUUAAUGCUUUGGAGUUAGCCAUGGAUGCUCUGAAAGAUAUCCAAUUAAAGUUCUAUAAAGAUUUUCCUGCUGUUCCUAAGGAAGCAGAAUAUGGAUUUGAAAUACCAUCCACCAUGAAACCAACCCAAUGGAGUUAUCCAGAAGGUGCUAUUAAUCAAAUUCCAGAAAAAUGUACCAUUGCUGGAGAUGUAAGGUUGACUCCUUUCUACGAUAUGGAUUAUCUUAAGAAAAAGCUUCAAGAGUAUAUUGAUUACACCAAUGCACAUGUGGAAGAUCUUGCAUCAAGAGGUCCUGUUUCAAAGUAUACCUUACCAGAUGGCACCAGGGGAGAAUUGGCGAUAAUUUUUGGUAAUCCGAUGCCGGGAAUUGCAUGUGAUAUUAAUUCCGCGGGGUAUAAAGCUUUAUAUAAUGCAACAUACGAAGUUAUAGGAGAGGUCAAACCUUACUCCCUUACUGGCAGUUUACCACUUGUUCAUGACCUUCAGAAUGAUGGCUUUGAUGUUCAGAACAUUGGCUAUGGUUUAACAGAAACAUACCAUGCAGAUAAUGAGUAUUGUUACUACAGUGAUAUGGCCAAAGGCUACAAGGUUUUUGCAAGCAUUAUCUCUCAACUAGAAGAACUUUGAUAUACUGCAGAUUAAUAUUGUAUGUCAUGUUGUGUUCUAAAUCAUUAAAUGGUUAUGAUUUGAGAGAGUGAAGAAUAGCUCAGUUUAUGAUUAUUUUUUCACUCAAAACUGCAGAUUAAUAUUAAUAAAUAAAACAAUCUGCAGAAUAUAUGUAUUAUAUUACUAUCUAUAUAUGGUUUGUACUUUUGAAUGCUUUUCUUGAUGUGUACUUGUGAUUUGUGUAUUCAAUAAAGACAUUCUAUAUGUUUCUUUACA